GGCACAUCACAGCAUCAUUUUUGCUAGUUUAAUGUAAAAGCAGCAUUUCUUGUACAGGGCACAGCAGUGCUGAGGUGUGGCAGACUUAGGACAAACAGACAGACAAAACCACUGCUGUCAUUGCUUCUAGGUUCUCAGGUUCUGUAUGUCAGAUCGGCGUGGUUCAGGAUCUUGUUUUUUGAAGGCGCUGGGACUCGACAGGUGCUGUUCUUUUCCACCAGCGCUCCAACACCAUUUUCACCAGUCCUGUGCAAAUCUCGCUCCGGCGGCAGCGCGGAAUCCAUCUGCUCUUGUUGCCGCAGCGUCCGCCGAGUCCAAGCUGCUGGAGAAGACAAUCAGAGAGUGGUGCUAACCUCCCUAAACCUGCUGUGAGGGCAGGGACGCCGGCUCCCAACAGCAGCAACGCACCGACCGCUUCUCGCGGGAUCAGGCCGCCUCCAGCUUCUCCUUGGUGGCGGCGAGCCGGCACUGGAGCCGGUGCUGGCGCCAGCGCAGGAAUCGGCGGCGGGCACUGUUUGCAUGCCAGCCCACCAGCACCCCAGCCGCGAAAGCUACCAGCAGCGCCCAGCGCACAGCCCGCGGCCGCAGGACCUCUAGACCCAUGCCCGCUCGCAGGAUCUUCUCCUGGCGGCAGCGUUUGUCUCUGAUGCGCAGUACAAUAGAAAUAUUCCUUUCAAGACCUCCCCGGAGGCAGUCAGACUUUAUCGUCUCUAUAACCACUGGACUAUGCGAACAGCCACCUACUUUUUCAUCUUCCUCAACCUGUCUCUUGCAGUGUUUGAAGAACCUGCUGUGUAUCCUCUCCCCUUCCUGGUCACUUCUCUGGUUGAGGUGCUGUGCCUUCUGGUGUUCUUUGGCCGACUGACACAUUUUGCAAAGGUCACCCAUCGCAGCAUAUUCUGGAAGGAUACCAAAAACAUCUGCAUCAUGGCUGCAGUCCUGUUGUCCCUAACUGACUUGGCCAUAUAUGGGGUCCUCAGGGUAUACAAUGUGAAGAGCAUUCGGUGGUCAAGAAUUUUAAGACCCGUCUUCCUGAUCAACUUUGCAGAGAGUCGUCAGAUUCGGAGAGCUUUCCGCAGCAUCCGCAACACACUGCCAGAGAUUACCUAUGUCUUCUUGCUCUUCAUGUUUAGCCUUCUCAUGUUCUCUCUCAUGGCCUUGAAGCUGUUUGGUGAGAGGAAUCUCCAGACAGCAGAAGGCUUGCCAUAUUUCAGAAACUACCUACAAAUUGUGUUUGACCUCUAUGUGCUGGUGACAACAGCAAACAGCCCUGAUGUCAUGAUGCCAGCAUUUGACUUCAGCUCAUGGUAUGCCCUGUUUUUUAUUGCCUUUGUCAUCGUCAACACGUACAUCUUCAUGUCUCUCUUCCUGGCUGUUGUAUACAACAACUACAAAAAACACCUGAAGAAUGAGAUCCGUAAGCUUGCUUACAUGAAGCGCCGCAAAAUGAUAGAGGCCUUCAACCUCCUGAAGGAAGAGGAAGGAGCACAGUUUGUGGUUAGAGAAGCCCGGUGGAAACAGCUUGUCAAGCUGGUGGCUCCUGAUAUCAGCAAUUCCCACCGAGAGCUGCUGCUGCGCAUCUCAGAUGAUGAGCAGAAGAGCUUUAUAGACAAGAAGUCCUUUAUACAGCUGGCAGAUCUCCUCAACAUCCAGGUGAUUACCCUGAAAAUCCGCAGCCAUCCUCUGGGCCAGUGGAUGCCUCGCAUGUACAAGUCAGCAGUGAGUCGGUUCCUGCGCAGCAUGGUUAGGCACAGGGGAUUUGUUUGGACCUAUGAUGUGAUCAUUCUAAUAAAUGCUAUCUUCAUUGCUCUGGAUGAGGAAACUCCUUAUAUCUCUUAUGCAGAGUGGGUCUUCCUUGCUUUGUAUAUAAUUGAGAUAUUCCUGAAAGUGUACACCUAUGAACCGAGGGCGUUCUUUGGCAAAAAUCAAUUCUGGAACUGGUUUGAUACCCUCAUCAUCUUUGCUGCUUUGACUGCAACGAUACUCAAUACCACCUUGAAAUCGAGCACAAAGUACAACAGCCAACAGAUCCUGGACAUUGUUUUCAUCUUAAGGGUCCUCAGGCUGAUAAGGAUUGUUGACAGCAUUCAAAGGUUCCGAGUCAUCAUGAACACGCUGAUAAACAUCAUGCCAACAAUGCUGACGUUUGGUGGGCUGACUCUGGUUGUGUAUUGUGUAUUUGCUAUAGUUGGCAUGGAGCUAUUCCAUGGAAAGAUUCGGUUCUUCCCUGCGAGCUCAAAUGCUCCUCAUGCCCUAGAAUGUGGAAACCCAGCUCUCAAGGACUCUGUCUUUGCCCGUGGGAAAUACUGCAAGAACAACUUCAACAACUUUGCAUCAUCCUUCAUUGUCCUGAUGGAGCUCACUGUAGUCAACCAGUGGCAUGUUUUUGCCAAUGGAUUUGCCAGCGUGACAGCUCAGCCUGCAAAGCUGUACUUCAUUGCCUUCCACAUUGUGAUGGUGAUAAUAAUUAUCAAUAUCUUUGUGUCAUUCAUCUUGGAAGCUUUCUUUGUUGAGUACUCCUUGGAGAAGAGUGAAGUAGAAACAGCCAUUGAACAGAAAAUCCAGGAGCUGGGAAUGGGAGUUCAUGAGGAUGAGCUCCAGGAUGAAAAGCUCCUGGAGAACAUGGAGAGUGCUGACCAUGACCUCGAGGGAGAACACGGAUCAAAGCCACAGUCUAAAGGGCUAGUGUUUAAAAUUGCCUCCAAACGGUACAGGACAGUUGAUGCUCUGCUCCAGCGUAUGUUUGAGGCAGAGAUACCCCUGGAGGAUGAAGGCCCUUCAUUUGAAGAGAUCUUGAACUUGUCUCCUGCUGCUGCCCUACCCAGUAAUCUGACUUUGGAGAGUGCUGCGUAACACGGACAAUACACAGCAGGCAAUGAGGAGGAGCUAAUUAUCACCUGCCUGGGUGUCAAGCAUGUGUCCCUGGCUGGCUCAUGCAUGUCAGGACCAGAUCACAGUGGAAGGGGUGGCUGAUGCCAGACACAGCUUCAUCAUGUAAAGGAGCUUUAUUCCGUGUAAAGUCUCAUAUAAGUGUUGAAAUUGAAACCACUGUCAUGGGAGAGCAGAGGGACAGUUGGUGUACCUGUCGAGUAACGGUGCCGUAUUCAGUAUCCUAUAAAAUACCUACUUGUAACUGGAAUCUUGUACUACAGCACUUCUGUAUGCGUAUAUGGACUGUGUAAGCUGCAUUAAACAGCUCUUUACAUUAAAUUUACCAGUCUGAAGUA
This is a messenger RNA of Pogoniulus pusillus (Red-fronted tinkerbird), 3227 nucleotides long. RefSeq lists its product as uncharacterized. Bases 727 to 2853 code for a protein of 708 amino acids. The transcript has 19 exons. Gene Ontology annotation, cellular component: membrane. The record is from RefSeq and is a predicted model, not a curated record. Gene Ontology annotation, molecular function: monoatomic ion channel activity. Gene Ontology annotation, biological process: monoatomic ion transport; transmembrane transport. Lineage: Eukaryota; Metazoa; Chordata; Aves; Piciformes; Lybiidae.